UCUCGAAGACGCUCUGCGACUCCGGCACGGGUGCCUCGCAGCCGUUCCCGACAAGGUUCUACAGCUCGGUUGUCUGGGGGCUCGGCCUUUCAGGCAUCAUCUCAUCCGCAAUGUCGAUGAUAAUCAAGGCAUCCAUGGCGAAUGACUUCGAAGGUGUGCAGGCGCAGGCCCGCAUCUACUUUGGCGUCUCGAUGGGCCUUCAGCUAAUCUCCUGCAUUCUGCUGGCGGUGAUGCCACGGAUUCCGUUUGCCCGCGAGUACACUGCGGAGUUCAGGUACACGCAUGAACACCGUGUCGAGCGUGCCCACACGAGCAACGACGAGUUCCCCGUGGGCACCGCGGGGAAAACGGAGGUGUCGCCGCUUCCUGACGAGCAUACGGCUACGUUUUCGGGCGCUGAGCACAACAAGGAUGUGCUGCACGUUGAGGGGGACGCGGACCCUCACACAGUGGGCAAAAGAAAAAAGGGGUGGGUGUAA
Molecule: messenger RNA, 479 nt
Organism: Trypanosoma conorhini
Lineage: Eukaryota; Euglenozoa; Kinetoplastea; Trypanosomatida; Trypanosomatidae
Product: nucleoside transporter 1
Exons: 1
Biological process (GO): nucleoside transmembrane transport
Cellular component (GO): plasma membrane
Molecular function (GO): nucleoside transmembrane transporter activity
Source: RefSeq, a predicted model, not a curated record